Messenger RNA from Moesziomyces aphidis, 1065 nucleotides. The record is from the annotation of a GenBank genome assembly. Lineage: Eukaryota; Fungi; Basidiomycota; Ustilaginomycetes; Ustilaginales; Ustilaginaceae.
AUGACAUCCCAAUACGUCACCGAGCCACCCACCUCGGGCCGCAUCGAGCUAAUCACCUCCAAAGGCGUCAUUGAGAUCGAGCUCUUUGCGCGCGAAACGCCACGCGCCUGUCGCAACCUGCUCACGCUCGCCCUCGAGGGCUUCUACGACCACCAGAUCUUCCAUCGUCUCAUCCCUGGCUUCAUCAUCCAAUCCGGCGACCCGUCCGGCACAGGCGACCAUGGCGAGAGCAUCUACGGUGAGCCAUUCCCCAUCGAGCCGCACUCGCGGCUGCGCUUCAACCGCCGCGGUCUGCUCGCCAUGGCUGCCACGGACCGCGCCAACGAGAGCCAGUUCUUCCUCACGCUCGAUGCAACCCCGGAGCUCCAGGGCAAACAUACGCUCAUGGGCCGCGUUGUGGGCAAGACCAUCUACAACCUCGUCGAGCUGGCGCAGGUGGGCGAGAUGGAUGCACAAAAGCACGACAGGCCACGCUAUCCGCCCAAGCUCAUCGAGGUGCGUGUGGUGGAGAAUCCGUUUGACGAUCUCCAGCCGCGCACGACCAAGGCGCAGCGCAAGCAGCAGGAGCAGAUGCACAAAGCAGACCAAGCGCCGAAUAAGGGGGGGAAAAAGAAGAAGAAGAAUACGGCGCUGCUGUCGUUCGGAGACCAAGAGGAGGCCGAGCAGCCUUUGAGAGGCCCCAAAAGCUCGCACGACCUUCUUGCCGAACCCAAGCUGUCGAAACAGCCGGCAUCCAAAUCGCAGUCGGCUUCAGCGUCGAAUGGCGCUUCUUCUUCGCACCAGGCGCAAUCGCCAUCAGCACCCGCUCAAAGCGUCGAGGCCAGCGCUCUGCCUUCGCAUCGGCACGCGCCGGAAUCGCCCAAGAGCUCGUCGUCGCCCGGCUCGAUGCUGGCGCAGCAACGCGCAAAGUACGCCUCGGCGUCGCGCAAAGCCGAUUCCUACGCCGCCCUCGUCGACUUUCAAUCGCGCCUUCGCUCCAAGCCCUCGCAUCAGGCCCACGCGCCCAAAAAGCAGGUGGUUGAGCACCAAGACGACGACGAGGGCGCCGGCGAAUACGGGUCAUAG